This is a messenger RNA of Zymoseptoria tritici IPO323, 387 nucleotides long. RefSeq lists its product as uncharacterized. NCBI's taxonomy places the organism in Eukaryota, Fungi, Ascomycota, Dothideomycetes, Mycosphaerellales, Mycosphaerellaceae. The transcript has 4 exons. The record is from RefSeq and is a predicted model, not a curated record. Bases 1 to 387 code for a protein of 128 amino acids.
AUGGAGUUGACCGUGAAGUGUGAACUUUCGACUCGCAAGGUGCUUGACAUGACUUCAGGUUCCGACACAACCUGGAACCUGGAGUGGCGUGCCCUGGCCGCAUGGAAGUACUUAUUAGCCAAGACCUCGAAGCUCGCUUGCAUAGCCGCACGGUCUUUGAGCACAGCAGAUGCUGGUGCGACACGAUACGACGAAUACUAUGCUUUCUCUUUGAGCGUCAAAACCGUGCGCAAAAGCGUCAAGAACGUCCAGACCGAAAAUACAUCGAUGGAGCAGAAUGCAGCACCACAAGGUCCAGAACACUAUGCCUGCUCACCGCGUGCGAAUCGAGAUGUCGGAUCGCUGUCGAUACGAGGUCGAAGGCCUGUUCGGGCAGAUACGCUUUAG